Molecule: messenger RNA, 1950 nt
Organism: Henningerozyma blattae CBS 6284
Lineage: Eukaryota; Fungi; Ascomycota; Saccharomycetes; Saccharomycetales; Saccharomycetaceae
Gene: GEM1
Product: ERMES complex Ca(2+)-binding regulatory GTPase GEM1
Exons: 1
Coding region: 1-1950 (649 amino acids)
Biological process (GO): small GTPase-mediated signal transduction; mitochondrion organization; regulation of mitochondrion organization
Cellular component (GO): mitochondrial outer membrane
Molecular function (GO): GTP binding; GTPase activity; calcium ion binding
Source: RefSeq, a predicted model, not a curated record
AUGUCUAAAGAAACGAUUAAAGUUGUAGUAUGUGGUGACCAUGGUGUUGGGAAGUCCAGUUUAAUUAUAUCGUUGGUAAAAGGUAGAUUUAUACCCAAUGUUCAGAAAGUACUACCGCAAGUAACAAUCCCUAAAGAUUUUUCUUCAAAUCCAUAUUCUCCAAAGAAUACAAUAUUGGUUGAUACAGAUAAUAAUAAUCCAGAACAAUUACAAAGAGAGUUAAAAAGUGCUGAUGUACUUUGGUUAGUUUAUAGUGAUUAUGAAUCUUACGAAAGAUUAUCAAUGUAUUGGAUUACCACAUUUCGGUCUUUAGGUUUAAACUUACCAGUUGUAUUGUGUAAAAAUAAAUGUGAUUACCUUGAGAAUGAAUCAAUGCCAUUGAAUCGAAAAAUUGAAGAUGACGAGUUUCUACCUAUAAUGGCAAAUUUUAAAGAAAUAGAAACUUGUAUUCAAGCAAGCGCUAAAAUGCAAGCUGGAAUUAAUCAAACGUUUUAUCUUUGCCAGAGAGCAGUAGCUCAUCCAAUUGCACCAUUAUUAGAUUCAAGAACAAGUGAAUUAAAACCUUUAGCUAUUGCCGCUUUAGAUCGUAUUUUUUUCUUAUCAGAUAAUGAUCAAGAUGGGUUUUUAAAUGAUGAUGAAAUUAUAAAUUACAAAAGAAAUAGUUUUAAAAAAAAAAUUGAUAUCAAUGAAUUAAAUUUCAUGAAAGAGACGCUAUUUAACCUUUCAGUUACAAGAGAAGAAUAUUCCUUACAAUUAUUAUUUGUUCCUAAUAAAGGUAUGACAAGAGAUGGAUUUUUAGCUUUAAAUAAACAAUAUGCUGAACAAGGAAGACAUGAGACUACUUGGGCAAUUUUAAGAGCGUUUAAUUAUACUAAUUCACUUUCAAUUGAUAAUAAAAUACUUUCACCAAUAUUGACUGUGCCUUCAACUUCUAGUGUGGAAUUGAGUUCAAAGGGUUAUAGAUUCCUAGUAGAUUUAUUUUUGAAAUUUGAUAAAGAUAAUGACGGUGGUUUGAAUGACCAGGAAUUAUUAUUUUUAUUCACAAGUACACCAGGGAUUCCUAAACUCUGGUCAUCCUCCAAUUUCCCGUUAUCUACAGUUGUAAACAACCGUUCUUUUAUAACUUUACAAGGAUGGCUGGCCCAAUGGAGUAUGACAACUUUCAUUGAUUAUAAAGUGACAACUGCAUAUCUUGUAUAUUUUGGAUUUGAAGAAGAUGCAAAAGUGGCUCUCCAAAUUACCAGGCCUAGAAAGAUUAGGAGGCGGUUGGGGAAAGCUUAUAGAGCACCAGUCACAGAUCGAACUGUUUUCAAUUGUUUUAUAGUGGGGAAACCUCAUUGUGGUAAGAGUUCUAUAUUAGAAUCAUUUCUUGCCAGGACGUUUUCAGAUGUAUAUUCUCCCACCAUAAGACCUAAAAUCGCAGUUAAUAGUCUUGAAAUGAAAGGUGGUAAACAGUGCUAUCUCAUCUUACAAGAAUUAGGGGAACAGGAGGAAGCAAUCCUGGAAAAUAAGGAAAAAUUAGAUAAAUGUGAUGUUCUGUGCCUUCUAUAUGAUUCAAGCGAUCCUGAAUCAUUUUCAUAUUUGAUUGAACUAUUAACUAAGCAUACCCAUUUAAACAAAGUUCCCGUGAUAUUUGUAGCUUGUAAGGCCGAUCUUGAUAAACAACAACAACGGUGUGAUACUCAACCAGAUGAACUUGCAGAAAGUUUGUCCUUGGCUCAUCCAUUACAUAUAUCAUCAGCUUGGCCAAGUUCAUUAAACGAAUUAUUUGUUACUAUCGCAGACACGGCUUUAAUGCCAUUAAAUGGAACCAUUGGGUUCCCUGAUGAUGAUAAAAAUACUUCCAAGAUGGAUGAUACUCAAAGAUGGAUGUUAGUUGGUUCUGCAAUUGGUGUCGUUGCUAUCUUUUCAUUUACACUCGCUAAACUAAUGCAAACAUCACGCAAAUAA